CAACGGUCCUCUACCUCGCACAUAUCACACCUCAUACCACACCUUGCUCUUCCUCGCGCUGCAGAAGGAUUAACCAAUACCAUACGUCCCGGACAGAACAGGAGCCUGGCCUCGUCAUCAAACCAUGUCUUCGUAUCACUACCCUUCUGAGUCUUCUCAACGGCAUCACCUACCUCCACACUAUAUCGGUAGAGACCCCCACCGGGAUUCCCGCGAGAUGCGAGCGAAGUGGCCUCGCGACUUAUCCAGCAUCAGUUCGCGCGCAUCCUUGGAUAGUAAUUCAUCGACGGAUGGCGCAUCCAGCAGAGCAAGUAGAGAUUACUUUGAUCGUCUGGAAAGCAAGGGCACCUGUGAAUGGGCACGCAGAUAUCACGUCUCUGAGAAUGGUACGUCCACCAACCAGACCCCUCAUCAGUCAAUUCACAGAUCCUUGACAGACGAUCACCACACUACAUCCACCAUAUCCCGAGACGGCAAAGUCCAAGUAAUAAACCAUCACAAACGAGGUUUUGAUUGCAUGGAACCUCGAGCAUCUGAGGCGACACCCAGACACUACAAGGAAACACAAGCUCGUUCAAGCAAACACACCGAGUCUCGGAGAUAGUUACGGAUCACAAUAGCUCCCCCGACAUUCCACGAGGCGAUGUAGCGAUGUUGAACCGUUGGUCGUCACGGCGAGGCGAAGGUCGCUAAGCUUUGCCACUGCAGGGCCCAAUGCGAGACCAAAUGCAAGGCACAUAGCCGCCUGACUGCG
Messenger RNA from Amorphotheca resinae ATCC 22711, 754 nucleotides. RefSeq lists its product as hypothetical. Lineage: Eukaryota; Fungi; Ascomycota; Leotiomycetes; Helotiales; Amorphothecaceae. The record is from RefSeq and is a predicted model, not a curated record. The coding region runs from base 125 to 604 and encodes 159 amino acids. The transcript has a single exon.